Pelagomonas calceolata is the source of this 2139-nucleotide messenger RNA. The record is from the annotation of a GenBank genome assembly. Lineage: Eukaryota; Pelagophyceae; Pelagomonadales; Pelagomonadaceae.
AUGAGGUCCCUCCUCGCCUUCGGGUGCCUGGCAGCAUGCGCCGGCAUGUCGGCCCCGGUCUCGCGGCGGCCCAAUGCCUUUUCAGCCAAAACCAGCCCAGCGGCCCCCCGCCGCGGGCCAGCGCUGGCGCCGCCGGCCGGCCGCGACCGCCGGCCACGCCGGCGCCCCCUCACCCUCGAAACGGCGAGACACCUGCUGAACAAGGGCGCGCUCUCGCACGACGACGCCGUCGCCGCGGUGCGGAGCGCGACGCGGCUGGCCCAGUCCCCGGCGCCGCGGCACAAGACGCGGCCCACACGAAACGACGUCGACGCGUUCGUGCGUGAUGUGUUAAAUGCCCCUUCUAGAAGCUGGGAGCCGACGGAGCGCCUCUGUGCGGUGGCAUUGGACGCGCACGCCAGGGACGGCGACGUCAAGGCGACGCGUCAGCUGAUCCGAGCGGCGCGGAGUCUAGGCGGCGUCCAGCCGGGCCCCGUCUCCUUUUGUAUUUUGAUCAAGGCUGUCGGUCGAAGGGGCGAAAAACUCCCGAGCGGCCGCGAAAAGAGGACGCUGACCAAAUCCGUCGACGAGGCCAUCAAGGGCUGCGCCCGCAAUAGUGUACCGGACGCUGUAUUAUUAAACGCGGCGGUCGACGCCUACGCGCGACUCGGCGCGGUCGACGACGCUUUGCACUUAGUCGGCUCCUUCGGGGACUACGGCGUGCAGGCCGACGCGCGCGCCUACAACGCCGCCCUCAAAGCGUUAGUUAGAAGACCGCGCGACGCCUUGGCUUUACGGAGACGCAUGCGGGCCGCCAACGUAAAACCGACGGCGGUCACGAACGCAACAUUAAUAAACACGAUCGCGCUCCACAACCCCGCGCGAGCGCAGCGGCUGCUGCCUACGCUGGUGCGCGACGACUUCGCGCGGGACCGCGACGCGUUGAACGCGGCGACGGCCGCGUACACGUCGGUCGUCGGCGCCUUCGCGUCACAAGGCGCGGAGCGGGCGGCCUAUGACGUGGCCGGUCUCAUGCGACGGCGUUCCGUCCCUCUGAACGCGGUGACCUUCGCGGAGUUAUUCAGAGCGGCGUCUACCGCGACGAAAGGCUCCAAACGGGCGAGGCGCAUCCGAGGCUUGUGGCGGCGCCUCACGAAAGAUAGGAUCCGCCCGACGCGCGGGUGUUAUGAUGUCGCUAUUGCAUCUUUAAUUGGAGACGUCCCAGACCCGGCGUGUCUGCGGCUAGCUCUGGACCUGUCGGCGACGAUGCGGGCCGACGUGGGCUGGUCCACGACGACUCUGAAUCUGAUACUGGCCGCGUUGUACGCGAGCGACGCGCGCGCUAAGGAGGCUCGUUCGACGUACGACGCGCCGGUCGCGAGCGAUCGCAAUGCGAAAUUAAGAGCUGCGGAAAGAUUGUUCGAUCGCGCGGAGCGGGACCCGAGGACGUGCGCGCCGCCCGAUUGUGCUACGUACACCAUCGCUCUACGAGCGAGAGCUCGGCGCGGCGACCUCGAUGGGUGUAGGCAAGCGUUCCGCUCAUUGCGGGACUCGCCGACCUUAUCCGUCGACAACGUGGCGGCGACGUCCAUGCUCGUCGCCCUCGCGCGGGCCGGUGCGCUGUCGGAGAUGUGGCGGCUCCUCGAGGACAUGCGCAACGUCGAGAUGUGCGAGGACCUGCCGACGCCCGACGCGGACGCUGUUGAAGUUGUGGUCAGGGCGUUAGCUCGGGCUCGCAGCGGUGUCGCCGCCGACAAAGCGAUCGCGCUUUAUGAGAGGCACUUUGGCACGCGCGGCGACCUCGGUGCGCCCUCGGAGGCCUGCGUGCAGGCCGUGCUCUUGGCGUGCGCGCGCAAGGCGCCGCCGCCGAAGGGUCUCUUCGAUCUGAAGCGGUCCGUGCGCGACGACGUCAAGGCCGCACGGGAGGUGCUCGACGGCCUCGAGGGGCGGCUUCCAUCUGAUACGGUGCGCGACCUGCGCCAGUACGCGCGCGAGACGCUCGCCCAGUGCGAGACGGAGACGUGGCGCGACGGCGCGGGCCAGCGGCCCGGAGGGCGGUGGACGGAGCCCGAGUCGGCCUCGGAUCGGCUCUUCUCGCAGAAGGGCUGGAACUCCGUGGAUUCGGGGUUCAAGCUCUUCUGAGUAACGGUUAUUAUGUAU